AUGAGCAAAAAGAAGGGGCUGUCGUUUGAAGAGAAGCGUACUCGAUUGGCUGAGUUUUUCUACGAAACGAAGGACUUUUGGCAAUUAAAGGAUGUCGAAAAAUUGGCUUCCAAGUCGAAGGGAAUAGUUAUACAAAGCAUUAAGGAGGUCCUGGACAGUCUUGUUUCAGAUAAUAUUGUAACUGUGGAAAAGAUUGGUACCAGCAAUUACUACUGGUCGUUCCCGAGUACGGCUGUUCAAACUAGGAAACGUAAGAUUGAUGAACUAGAAGACGAAGUGAACAAGCUACAGGAAAAGCGAAAUGAGCUUCAGCUUUCGAUAAGUGAAGCGCAAGGUGGACGGGAAAAGACAGAUGAAAGAAUUGUCCUCUUGAGUCAGCUAGCGGAAGCAGAAUCACUGCGAAAAGAACACCUCGCCGAGUUAGAACGAUUUCGGGACUGUGACCCCGCCCUGCUGGAAGCAAAAGAGAAAGCAACAAGGGUGGCCAAGGAUGCGGCAAAUCGAUGGACAGAUAAUAUCUUCGCCCUACAGUCUUACUGCUCCCGGACAUUCAAUAUUUCAUCGCAACAAUUCUAUGAGCAGUUCAAUAUUCCAGAAGACUUUGAUUCAAUACCAUAA
Molecule: messenger RNA, 618 nt
Organism: Spizellomyces punctatus DAOM BR117
Lineage: Eukaryota; Fungi; Chytridiomycota; Chytridiomycetes; Spizellomycetales; Spizellomycetaceae
Exons: 12
Coding region: 1-618 (205 amino acids)
Biological process (GO): reciprocal meiotic recombination
Cellular component (GO): nucleus
Molecular function (GO): double-stranded DNA binding
Source: RefSeq, a predicted model, not a curated record